Molecule: messenger RNA, 471 nt
Organism: Brassica napus (rape)
Lineage: Eukaryota; Viridiplantae; Streptophyta; Magnoliopsida; Brassicales; Brassicaceae
Exons: 2
Coding region: 1-471 (156 amino acids)
Source: RefSeq, a predicted model, not a curated record
AUGGUGCAACUGGUUGAGAGGGAUGAUAUGACCGUAGAAGCUGACAGACUUGCUGGUUUUUUCUUCAAACCGAACGACUAUGGAAAGGGUUGCAAGCUCUCCUCAAGGUGUCAUCAACACGAUUUUCUGAACACGGUUGAAAAGUUUGAGGCCUCAGAGAAGAGUUGGUUUCAGGAUCAUCCUCAGUUCAAGCAUAUAUUUCACAUGGAUUGUACCCCAACAAGAAAAGUGAUGGGAUUGUGGAUGUUGCUACUUCGUACUAUGCAUACAGGAAAGGGUCGACAAGCUUGGUUUGGGGAAAACGGUGUUCCAAUUAGAUACUCCAUCACGGAACAUAGCCUCCUCUCUGGUUUAUACUGCCACUCAUAUCCAGAAAACUAUCUGAGCAUAGGGAGCAUGAAGUUUGCGAGAAAGCAUUUUAAGGUGAAGAAGACAAAGGAUGGGAAGGAAAAGGGUCUGCAAGUGACAUAA